ACAAAGCCAUCGUGAUCCAGACAGCGGCUGCACUCGUGGAGGAGAAAAAAACCACAUCCAAGUUAGGGCGCUGCCGGAGCAACGCGCGGCUUUGUCUGCAAGGGCUGGGGAGAGAAGCGCCUCAUGCUGCUGCUGCCAGCAGUGCCCAGGGCUUGGGGAGCUGCUGGGAGCUGAAAGGCUCGGAGUUUUCCCCCUCUGAGAGCUCCGUGCUGGCUGCAGCCUGGAGGGGGGGUUGUGCAGGGGUUCCCCUUGGUCCCUCUGCACCGGGAGGUUGGAACCGAGAGCCAAAACAGCGACGUUGCAAAGUGAAAUUCCGGAGGAAAUUUCAAGAGCAUCCGGAUCCGGAGAGAGGCAGAAAGAGAGAAAGAAAAAGAGGAAGAAAGGAGAAAGAAAUCCAAGCGUGGAGGGAGUCGCAGGCGGCUGCGAGAGGACGGCAGAGAGGGAGAAAGAAGUCGGCAGAGAUGGGGGAACAGCCCAUCUUCAGCACCAGGGCCCAUGUUUUCCAGAUUGACCCAGCCACCAAACGCAACUGGAUCCCAGCCAGCAAACACGCCCUGACCGUCUCCUACUUCUACGAUGCCACCCGCAGCGUGUAUCGCAUCAUCAGCGUGGGGGGCACCAAGGCAAUCAUCAACAGCACCAUCACCCCCAACAUGACCUUCACAAAGACAUCCCAGAAGUUUGGGCAAUGGGCAGACAGCAGAGCCAACACUGUGUAUGGCUUGGGCUUUGCUUCAGAGCAACAUCUCUCCCAGUUUGCAGAGAAGUUCCAGGAGGUGAAAGAAGCAGCUCGUUUGGCAAGGGAGAAGUCCCAGGAUAAAACAGAGCUCACCAAUCCUGCCCUGAGCAUCACAUCCCACCAGGUACUGCCAAGCCCCAUCAUCAGCUCCAAUGGGCCAGGAGAAGAUAAGCUGUUCAGGAGCCAGAGUGCUGAUGUUGAGGUAACAACAGAGAAGGAGAGGCUGAAGAAGAUGCUCUCAGAAGGCUCAGUGAGUGAGGUCCAGUGGGAAGCUGAAUUCUUCAGCCUCCAGGACAACAACAACAAGCUGGUGGCUGCUCUCCAUGAAGCCAACACCAACGUGGAGCAGUGGAAGAAGCAGCUGGCUGCUUACCAGGAGGAGACGGAGACGCUGCGGCACAGGGUAGCAGAGCUGGAGUCACAGGGGGUUCAUGAUUCCUCCAGUGAGAACAACAAGGAAGAGCUGAGCCAAACCCUGGAGGAGCUGGAGCUGCUGAUCAAGGCUAAGGAUGAGGAGAUCCAGAUGCUGAAGAGCCAGAAGUGUGGCCACUGGGAAGCAGAGGGGGAGCGUGAGGAGACGCUGCAGAAGCUGCAGGAGCUGGAGCUGCGGAACACGGAGCUGGAGCGGCGCUUGCACCUGGCUGAGCAGACGCUGGCUGAGACGUUGGCUGAGAGGGAGAAGAUCCACAACGAGGUCACCAAAGUGGCUGAGAUCAUGGAUGUGAAGAUCUUUGAGCUCAGUGAGAUCCGCCAGGGACUGGCCAAGCUGCUGGAAAGCAACUGAGCAGCAGCAGCCCAAGGGGAGCCUGGGCUGGGCAUGGACACUGGCAGCCUCCAGCUCUGCCUGGGCAGGAUCCAGCAUCCCCCCAGCUGCCUGCACACUGAGACCAGCCCCAGCUAUUUGCUGCCCUCUGAACACCCAGGUGAGGGCACAGAGGACCUGAGCUGCUGAAGGAGCAUCUCCCAAGUGACAAACAGACCUCAGUGGACCCUGGUGAGGCUGUGACACGGGUCAGUGGCAGCAGAGGUCCCUGUGCUGCCUCCCAGCCUCCUGCUGCCACAGUCUCCAACCUUUGCACAGUCCCCCUGGGGAGCAGCCUGAGCUGCAGCUGCCUCUUCUUUUUUCUCCAGUAGUGUUUUUUUAGGAAACCACUUGCCUUUUGCAAAGAAGCUGCCUCUUUCCCCACCUAGAGAGGGGAGGGAAGGGGAGUUCUUGCACCCUGAGGGCAACAAUUGCUCCUUUUCCUCUUCCCCAGCCCCAACUGCAGGAUCCUGUCCCACUGCUCACUGGCAGGAGCUUCAGGAGGCAGCAGGGUCCCCAGUGCACAGAAGGGUGCUUCCCACUCUUCACUCCCAUCCUCCAGAGGAAAGGGAACUGCAGGUUUUGAAGCUCUUAUUAGUUUCAUACAGUGGGAUUUGGUGACUUUGAGGCUUGGUUGGGAAAGGGGGGGGUUGGGACAACCCCAAGGGGGCACCCAGCAGCCUGACAGGUUGGCAUCUCUCCCAGCCUCUGUGGCCUGCUGUUAAUUGCAAUUAAAUGGAGCAAAUCCCAGUUGCUCUUGGCUUCUUUUUUGGCCUUUUCCCUUGGGCAGGAGCCCCCAGAGCUGUCCUGCUCCCUGCCAGCCCAGCAGCACAGCCUGGGAAGGGGCCAGGUCCCAGCUUGCCAGGCUCACCCAGCUGAGCUGAGGGCAGGCUGUGCUGGGCACAUGCUGGGGCUGGUGCCCCACAAGCCCUGAGGGAAGUGUUGGGAGUUAUUGUAGCUGUUAUCCAGGCACAAGAACCUGAGGGAAGCACUGCAGGAACCCCAAAAGCUGUGUUCCCCUGGGCCUGUAGUUGCCUGGCAGCAUGCUUAGCCCUGUCCAAAUGCCAAAGCAGUGUCUGUGUAGAUGUAGUUCAGAACCUUCCAGGACUGGUGAUGGAUUUGGCUUUGCUUGGUGGAUUUUUCUGGCCCUCUUUGCCUCUAUAAACGAGGCAGAGCCAGCAGUGACCCUGCAGGCACUGCCCUCCCCAGCUCCUCAGGGGCUGCCUCUCCUCUCCCUGCCCUGCUGACCCACAGCUUGCACACUCUGCAAGUCAGGGCAGGGUUUGGAUCUGACACCUUGGGAUUCUGCUGGAGUGGAGACCUGCUGGUGACUCUGCUGGCUUGUGCCUGGGCAAAGCCCUUCCCUUUCCCAGGGGUGAUGAGGAAACAUGAAGCUUUCCAGGCUUGCAGAGGCAGGGAAGGGCUUUUCUCUUUGGAGUUUGGAUGUUUUCCCUUAGUUUCUACCUUUCAUUUUUGCAUGAAGUGUUCUCACAAGUGUGUGAGGCUGCAGUUACUGGUGGAAUAGCUUCAGGAUCUUUAAAAGGGGAAGGAAGCAACUGGGGUGGGGGGAGAGAGGCAAAAAAUGUCCAAGAACUCCUUUCCCACCCCAUGGCAGGGUUGGGAUUGAAUUCCUCCAGGAGGAGGCUUGAAACAGAGCUCAGCUCCAAGCAAGGUGUGCUUUUGUUGGUGUCCUGGCAGCUGGGAGGAGGAGGAUGGGAUUGGGGGGGUGGAAUAUGGAAGACUGUUGAGCAAAAGUGUCUUGUGCUCUGUGCUGCUUCCCUCUUGCACUUGUGUGGCUGUGACUCAUGAGGAGCUUGAGGAGAUGCUGGCACUGACUGUGGUGGCCAGUGCCUGUGGUGUUGGGCACUGCUGGGGCUGGGCAGUGCUCAGGCAGCAAUGCAGUGUCCCCCCACAAGCCUCAGCAGCCCAGGAUCCUCAGAUGUAACCUCCCCCCAGGGAGCUGCUGUCCAAGGAGGGAAGGGGGACACCCACUCACCUUGGGAAGAGCAGAUUCCUCCCCUCAGCUCCUGGGAAGGCAGAAGGAAGGAGGAUGGUCCAUUCCCUGAACCUUCUGAGCAGCAUGUUGACUGCAAAUGGUGCUGGUGGCCUCUGGAAGGUGAUGCUGGGGCUGCCCUGCCCUGUCCCAGCUGGAGACCUGUGGGACUCUGUGGUUGCUGGGCAUCACACUCAGCUGCCCCCAGUCCUGGCUGGGCUCUGGGGCUUUUCCACUCUCAGGAACAGAGGCUGUGUUCCUUUCCUGGUUGCAGUAAUUCUUCUCCUGGGUGCUGGUUGCAAUCCUUCUCCUUGCCAGCAUCAUCUGAAUGGUGUCUGUUUGAUGAGAUCUGUCCUGUGCUCAGCACUUGGGAAGUCUUUUAUGGAGGCAUCACAGAGCAGUGUGAUGGAUGGUUCUUUGCCUUGCAGUCCUUCCCCUCUCCUGAACUAAUGAAAGCCCAUUCAUCAGCAGCUCUUGCUAAAAAUGCCCCUAAAUCCCCUUAAAGCAGGAGCCAACCCUGCAGCAAACACUCAUCCCAUCUGUCCCACUCCAGUGAGCAUUUCCAAAGGGCUUCAGCACUCAAACACAUCCCCCCUGUGCCCUUCCCAGCCCUCACCCCCCUCCCUCUUCAUGCUUCUCUUGCUUCAAAAGGAGAAAACCUUGUGUUACAAAAGCCAGCACUGAAGGGCAA
Messenger RNA from Colius striatus (speckled mousebird), 4225 nucleotides. It is a transcript of the gene HOMER3, whose product is annotated as homer scaffold protein 3. Gene Ontology annotation, cellular component: postsynaptic density; dendrite; plasma membrane. The transcript is spliced from 9 exons. NCBI's taxonomy places the organism in Eukaryota, Metazoa, Chordata, Aves, Coliiformes, Coliidae. The record is from RefSeq and is a predicted model, not a curated record. Gene Ontology annotation, biological process: regulation of store-operated calcium entry; G protein-coupled glutamate receptor signaling pathway. Gene Ontology annotation, molecular function: G protein-coupled glutamate receptor binding. The coding region runs from base 462 to 1523 and encodes 353 amino acids.